Prorocentrum cordatum is the source of this 900-nucleotide messenger RNA. The record is from the annotation of a GenBank genome assembly. NCBI's taxonomy places the organism in Eukaryota, Dinophyceae, Prorocentrales, Prorocentraceae.
GGUCUGCUGCCCGACGGCCAGCAGCUGUACGUGGUAAGCGAUCCGAUGGGCAACUCCAUCGGCAUCCGCCGUGUGCCCGACGUCAAGUCCCCUAAGUCGGGCAUGUCCCUCCUCAACAAGGAGAUCUUCGCCGUGUCGGAGGUCGUCGACGCCGAGGGCGGGCAGCAGUACCUGCGGCUCGCUGACGGGCGCGGCUGGGCCUUCACCCGCAGUUCCAACGACGGCCGCCUGCUCGCGGUGCCGAUCUCGCCCGAGGAGGCUGCGGAGGCCGCCCAGAUGCAGAUGUCUGGCCAGCAAAGGAUGAUGAUGGAGGCUGGGUGGGUCGCGGCGCUGGCCAACGCGUCGUUGUCGUCAUCCUCCUCCGCCUCCUCCUUCUCUUUGUCAGCCUGCGCUCUGUUUUCCCUUCUCUCUCAUUGUCCUGCCUCCCGUCUCGCUCAUUGUCGUGCCACCCGUCCUCCUCCUCCGUACCUCCCCCCCAUCCUCAUCUUGGGAUGCUGGCACGCGUAUCUAAGACAACCGUUUUCCUCACCCGAAUCCUGCGAAAAGACCAUGGUGGGCGCAAUUGUUUGCCUUUGGUCGGGGCCAUAAAUGCAUCAUGCCAGGGCCAGCUCGGACGGUCAAUUUUUAGGUUGGGAGUUCCAGUCGUGCGUUGCCAGCAAGGCGUCGCGUUUUGCCGCGUGUCGUCGGACUCUGGUGUUUCAAAGCGAACCUGUUCCAUGUCUACCUCUCCCGUUGAAUCUACUUCGUUGUCAACCGCUGGUCUCCGCAAGCGAGGCGCAGCGCCUUAUGCAGACUAACCCUGAGAUGUACGAGCAGAUAAUGAGCUCGCCAGAGUUCCAAGCCAUGAUGGAGCGGCCCGAGCUCCUGCGGGGCGCCGCGGAGAGCAGCCCCCACGUGGCG